GCAGCCGAACAGACAGCAACCGCGGGGUGGAGAAUGUGACAGCGCGGGAUUUUACCUGUUAAGUGCGUUUUACUAUCGUCUGCAGCGUGUUUGUUGUUGUUCCUUUUUGUGUUGUGGAUUAUUUGUCGCGGUGGCCGGUGGAGAUGUUGCGGCCGGCCGACCGACCCUGAGCGGCCCUUGCCCGCUCUCUGCUUACCACUUUCAUGUGCAAGCGGGCGCCCCUCUGCAGCAUGAACCACCUGAGUACUAUGUACGCAACGAAGAGACGCAGAAGAAACAGCAAAAGUGUUCGUGUUCCACCAAAGGAGGGCCAAACCAAAUCGAACCCCAGUAAGAGGCAUAGGGAACGUCUCAACGCCGAACUGGACACACUGGCCAGUCUGCUUCCUUUUGACCAGAACGUUCUUUCCAAGUUGGACAAGCUGUCCAUCUUGCGUUUGAGCGUCAGCUACCUCAGGACAAAGAGCUACUUCCAAGUCGCCCUGUAUCAAGAUCAGGAUCGAUCUUCCCAGGAUCAUGCCAUGAAGUCCAGGGACCACAUGUACAACGACGUCAUUCCCGAAGGAGAUCUCAUACUUCAGGCCUUGAGCGGAUUCCUUCUGAUCCUGACGUGCGACGGAGAAGUCUUCUACACAUCACACACAGUCGAGACCUACCUGGGCUUUCAUCAGUCUGACAUCUGUCAUCAGAGCGUGUAUGAGCUUGUUCACUCCGAGGACAGAGAAGAACUGCAGCGCCACAUAAUGUGGAACUCGCAACUACCUUCAGAUCGGAGCGCCCUCUCUCUUCAGGAAGCUUUACUUCCAGAGAAUAGUCAUCUGUUGGAAAGGAACUUCACCGUUCGUUUCCGGUGUUUGCUGGACAACACAUCUGGUUUCUUGAGGCUGGACAUAAGGGGCCGAAUCAAAAUCCUCCACGGGCAAAACCACAAAACAGAAGAACCACCUUUGGCACUGUUUGCCGUGUGUACGCCAUUCGGUCCACCAUCCCUAUUAGAGAUGCCGCACAAGGACACAAUGUUCAAAAGCAAACACAAACUUGAUCUCUCUCUAGUCUCUCUCGACCAAAGGGCGAAGCAAGUGUUGGGUUAUUCCGACUCCGAACUCGCUGACAAAGGUUGCUACGACCUAGUCCAUUACGAUGAUCUAGCCUACGUCGCCAGCGCUCAUCAAGAACUUUUGAAAACGGGUGCUUCCGGCUUGAUAGCGUAUCGUCUAGCCACUAAAUCCGGGUCUUGGCAAUGGCUACAAACCAGUGCCAGGCUUGUUUAUAAGAACAGCAAACCCGACUUCAUCCUUUCUACGCACAGACCUCUCAUGGAAGAAGAAGGGCGAGAUCUUCUCGGAAAAAGGACGAUGGAUUUCAAAGUGACCUACUUAGAUGGUGGUCUCAGUUCCACUACAGAUCGUAGCAGCCUGCUAUCAGACAGCGAUUUCGUGCUCCGUUGCCAGAGGACGAGGCGAUACAAGUCCCAGAUACGAGAUAUCAUUACCACAUGCAGAAAGAGGAAAAGCCCUGUCAAUGGCCCCGUAACGGCAGCCACGAUUGUUGGUGGUGCAGAACCGGCCACCUAUAUGGACGAUACGGCAGUGGUGGCUGCCAGUUACAACAAUGUUUAUCCGUAUGGGACAACGGAUACUAUGAAUGGUAUCAGUGCACCAUACGCUUCUGCGGCAACCAUGCCACAGAAUCUUUUCACGGCCGCCAUAGACAAUACACGGUUCAUAUCGGCCGAAAACUUCCUCCAUUACAGGUCCAUAGGAACCUAUUAUCCGGACUAUGCGGUGACGCAAUAUCCGUCAAACGGAUUUUUAGACGCAUCCGCGGCAAGGACUUGCUUCACCACGGGUGCUUUUCAACCAGAUCCAAUUAUAACGACCAAAGAAGACAAACUUUACCAGUGUCAGAUAGAGGCGGCAAAGUUCGGUGAUUCGUCCUCCUCGCCUCAACAGAUCAAAACGCCCACAACCUCGACAUGCUGUGACACAACCUCGUACUUGUCCAUGAACGGGGUUGACCCUCUGAGGGGGUGUCUGAUUAAUAGCGGCAACGCAUCAGUUCAGCCACCCCUAUUGCUGGACAACCAUGAUGUCAAAGUGCGAGACCUUGGUUGUUCAGGAAACCUGAGUUUUCCACUAGCUACCAGUUCCGACUGUAUCAACUCUGGACUAGUAUCCAACAAGACAGCUAAAAGUCCUUUGAAUGGAGGUACAGCCAACAGCAUUCUCAUGUCCAUACGAGACUUACCUCAUUGGCAUAAAGACGAGAAAUCAGCACCGUUUGAUAGUCGACAAAGUGUACUCAUGUGGAACAAUACCGGCAUUCGGGACAGUCUUUCUGUGGAAUGCCCGGCCACCAACAGUGUCACUUUGCCAACUUACGAUUUAAAAUUGCCUCGGUACUGCGAUCCAGUAGGUGCCAAGGAAGUAGAGAUUGGCAAUGUCAAUGGUUCCCCGUGUAAGUGGAGUGGGCACGCGGCAGCGCCCAAGUCAGCCUCUCCCCACAACAGUACUAGCCCUGCCAGUGGGAAAGUGGCACCACAAGUUACCUACAGUACCACACCUUACACUCAAGACAUGCGGCUAGAGCUUCCACUAGUGAGGUCCGAUGUCAUCCGACCAUCUUCCGUGAAGCAAGAAGGCAAUCCUCUGCUCUCCAUAUCAGAGGUGACGAACACUCUAUUGGAUCACCACUAGAUGGUCCGUUCAUAAACCGGUGACAUGACGCCAAAAAAGUGACCUUCAUCAACGCUCCGCUCGGGAGAGGACACUCUGUGUCGCCAAUUGUGGCAACAUAAAUUCGGGCAUCUUCCACAUUCAGAAUGAAAACAAGCAAUCAGAGCAGGCCUCCGUUUUAGUCGAUUAUCAUGGUUCAAAUAGAAUUGGUCCUUUAUAUGAACUGUGAUAAUGUUAUUUAAAAGCCAUGAAGAGACAUUUGACAAUCAGACUAAUAUCAUUACAUAUUAUUAUUAUUAUUAUUAUUUUUUUUUUUUUUGUAUGUUCAUCCCAAAACGUCUUGCAUCAAUUCAUUUCUAUAAUUCAGAUUCCUAAGCAAAUAUAACAUUAAUACAUGAUUAUUCGUGACAAAUCUCAGCAACUUCAUUU
This is a messenger RNA of Argiope bruennichi, 3104 nucleotides long. RefSeq lists its product as uncharacterized. Gene Ontology annotation, biological process: regulation of transcription by RNA polymerase II. Gene Ontology annotation, cellular component: nucleus; aryl hydrocarbon receptor complex. The transcript is spliced from 11 exons. NCBI's taxonomy places the organism in Eukaryota, Metazoa, Arthropoda, Arachnida, Araneae, Araneidae. Gene Ontology annotation, molecular function: transcription cis-regulatory region binding; nuclear receptor activity; protein dimerization activity. Bases 204 to 2696 code for a protein of 830 amino acids. The record is from RefSeq and is a predicted model, not a curated record.